CACCCUGGCUGUGGAUCUCUGCCUUCAGACGGUGCUGAGGCGCACCGACAGGCUCUCACACGGUUCAUGAUUCUCGGGCUGACUCCGCAGCCGGCCGUGCUCACCCCCCUCCGGACCCUCACCGUGAAAGGCGAGCACACCAGGUCUCCAGGGAGUUCCAGCUUUCCCUCCCCCCAAAAUAAAAUCAAAUAAAAGAAGAAGUUCUGGAGAGACCCUGGGAGCUUUGAAUUCAUACCUUUCCAGCACUAAAAGAACAAGAUGAACACCGCAGGAUGAUGUAGUUCUUGCUGACGCCCUCCAUGCAACGUAUUCCCCUGGCUGACAUAACUGGAUAACUGGUGACCGUGGGAUCAAUGGAGCAAUCUGGGAAGGAUCUGAACCUCUCCUUUCUGCUGGAACAUGAACGAGAAAUGAUCCUGAAGGUGCUGCAGAAAGACGAGAAGCUGAGGAAAAGAGAGGAGAAGAGGAUUCGGAGGCUGAAGAAUGAGCUGCUGGAGGUCAAACAAAAGGGUUUCAUCCGGCCACAUGAUUUGGGAGCCCGACAGUGCACUCGCUGCCUCAAGACUCUGGGCCUGAUCUUCGACCGGGGCGAUCUCUGCGAGGAGUGCCAGUCUCGAAUCUGCAGCAGCUGCCGUAUUGUGAACCCCAGAACACGCGAGUGGAGAUGUACCUUCUGUGACAAGCUCACGGAGCUUAAGGUGUCGAGCGGAGAGUGGUUCCUGGAGGAGAGGUCUAAGCGCUUUGAGCGGGGGCAGUUGAGCAGUGAGGUUGUCAAACAGACGAUCCUGAGCACCCCGCUGAGCCCAGAAGUAAAAAAGGCCGCCCCUUCAAAGCAGGAGAAACCUGAGCCUGCAGUAUCCAACAGAUUAACUGUACUCAAUGGUGCCAGGAGAAAAGGGGGUGGUGCAGAGGGUAUGGAGUCCAUGGCAUCCAAAAACCUACGUCCCCGGUCUCUGGACAGAUCGUCCCAUCUUGAUGCUAAUCGGAGGGUCAGGCCUGAAGGAGCAGAGAGUGACGACCCUGAGGGCGCACCUGAGAAGAAACCUUCUGGCCCGAGCAUUUCUGUAUCCAGGCCCUCAGUUUCAUCAGAUCACAGUCGAUCAGAGUGUGACCUGUUAUCUCCCGGCUCUGAACCCAGUGACAGUGCCCUCUCUGUCAAAAGCCGCUCAGUCCCCGGCCUCAACGAAACGGAGUUUUCUGACGACGAGGACAUCGAUGCCCUGAUGUCAGCCCACAGCAAGAUUACGAGCAGACGCCUCAGCAACGCCGUGUCAACGUCUUCCACUCCUGGAUCAGAAAGAAGGUGGGGGUACCUCAAUGUCCCCGACUCAGAUGCUGAGACUAGCAGUAUAAACAGCACGAUGAGCAUGUACAGCGAGACCGGUGACUAUGGCAACGCAAAGGUGAGCGGCGAGAUCCUGCUCAAUGUCAGCUACAGCUACAAGACCGGCGCUCUCAGUGUCCUUGUGAAAGAAUGUCACAACCUGGCAGUAGGAGAUGAGAGGAGGCAGCGCACAGAUGCGUAUGUGAAGACUUACCUGUUGCCAGAUAAGUCCCGACAGAGCAAGAGGAAGACGAGCAUCAAGGCCAACACCAUUAACCCUGUUUUCAACGAGACUCUGCGGUAUGUGAUCAGCCACUCGCAGCUGGAGACACGAACCCUGCAGGUGUCCAUAUGGCACCACGACCGGUUUGGACGCAACAGCUUCCUGGGAGAAGUGGAGCUGGCCUUUGACGCCUGGAAAUUCGAUUGCCACAUAGAGGAGUGGUACACACUGCAGCCCAAGGUGGAGGGCAGUAUAGACGCAAUGCUCCAGUAUAAAGGAGAACUAACUGUUGUGUUGAAGUACAUCCCUGAAGGAAAGAACGUCACACCGACUGCGGACCAAGUACAAGUGAAAAAGAGUUUUCUGAAGGGCAAAAAGACGAGCCCUUUAACUCUGCCUGAAGGGGGCAUGGUUGAGCUGCUGGUCAAAGGAGCCAAAAAUCUCACUGCUGUCAAGUCUGGAGGCUACUCGGAUCCUUUUGUGAAAGGAUACCUCCUCCCUGAUAGCAACAAGUCAACCAAGCACAAGACCGUGGUGGAGCGACACACCGUGAACCCACAGUGGAACCACACCUUCACCUACUGCGGCCUGCAGCCGGGAGACCUCAACAACGUCUGCCUGGAGCUGACUGUGUGGGACAAAGAAACUGUGUCCAGCAACGUCUUCCUGGGAGGGGUGAGGCUGGGAGCUGGCACAGGGGAAAGCUAUGGGAAGGAGGUCGACUGGAUGGACUCGUAUGGGGAGGAAAAGCGGCUGUGGCAACGAAUGAUUGAAAAUCCUGAAGUCCCUCAUGAGUGCACUCUGAUGCUGCGAUCCAGCAUGUGCAAGCACAAUACAUGAACCCAAACGAAGCACAGCUAGAGAAAAGACUGAGACUGGAAGGGAGAAGGGAAAGAAGUCGUCUGAAGGUGUGAGGAGGAGCUAGAAAAGCGGAGCGGUCAAGGGGUAAAAAAAGAAGGCAGUGAAGGGGUCAGGACUCAGAAUAGGAACAAAGCCCAUGCCUCUCCCUGCUUCUUUUCUCUUCAGAUCCCUUCUCCCAUCCACAGGAGCCAGUCAUGCCUUACAAAUUCAUUCACAUGUGCCCCUCAGCCCUCAAAAGCAUCUAGUCUUGACCAAACACUGCUGUUUAUGGAAAACCAAGUGCUGUAUUUAACAUACUGUACCUUCUGAAUAAGCACAGGGUGACUCCCAAUAUGUCCGCCUGUGUCUCUGUGAGUCAUUUCUGCAUGUAGCGGCUGGAGACCAUUCACAAGGCAUUAGACGAGGCACCGAUCAGUUAUAAAUAAAUGUGAACACUCCCCUUAUAAACAGCAAAGCUGAAUCCUGUUUUGAAGCACAUGGGAUGUUGAGUUCAUCCCCUCAAACAGCUGCGUACAGGUGUAGAAAGUGACUCACUCUUACUACUGUGCUGCUCAAGUACUCAAGAAGUACUUUCACUUGAAUUUACUUCUUCAUAGGCUUUCUUUUAGAUUAAAGAAAAGAUUAGCAACAGAACACUUGGAGAGAUUUAAAUUACAUAUGCAUACAUAUAAUUUAAUAAAAUGAGAAAUAAAAUGAAAUUUACUUAGUUGACAUUGAAAUAGAAGAGCAGGAAAAAAGUCACUUUUGAGAAGCUGGGUGUAGCUGGGUAAUUUUUCCAUGGAUAGUAUAGCAAUAGAAGGAUGUUGUGAAUCCUGUACGUUCAUUGUCCCCAUAGGAUGUACCCUCAGGAUGAUAAUGAUUCCCUAAUAUUCCCUUGGGCUUUGCCUGCUGGAGGAAGGUUUCACUUAUCCUGUAAAGUGGUUAUAUCAGUGUUCAAAACUGCUGUGCUGGUGAAUCAUGAAUAGUUCCUGGUUGGCGCAUCCUAGUGAACCCAACUUUCUCAAUCAGCCGCUCAAGGGUCGCAUUUGAAUUUUGAAUACAAUAUCUUCAACCUAUAAAUUGUGUGAACAAAAUGUUAUGGCAUUCAUAACCCUCUUAGAAUUCUCUUUUAAUAACUCUUGCAAUCUGAACAUUUGUUUAGUGCCCCCAUCUGGUCAGAACAAAGUGCUAAUUUGCAAAUGUUAGCAUGCUAACACAGUAAAGCUAAACAUCACACUAUCGGUAUGCUAACUGUAGCGUUUAGGUUUGCUGCUUGCAUGGCUGUUGUCCUUUUAAAGUGCAUCUGCACGGGAAGCGGUUUGCAGUAAAAUGCUACAGCAAGUCAAUGACAUUUGGCAACUUUAAGCUACCAUGGGUGGAGGAGGGGGAAAACACUGCCACAAAGUUGAUGGGUACUGAGACAAGCUUUCCUCAACUUCAAGGCAAGUGGCUUAAGCAAGUACUAAGUAAAUUAGAGGGUUAACUAGUAACCACAUAUAACCCUAACCCUUACCCUGGAAUUUAUGCGUCGUUUACCAAAACGAUGGGUCAAGCAAAUCGCUCCCUGUGUGUAUGCAGCUUUAUGCUAGGUUCAGACGACACUAUGGCCUUUGAGAUUACGCCGUUAUAGACUGAAAUUAUUUGACCAGUAAUAGAGGUAAUUUGUGCACAUUGCUUGAGUUGUCCGUCAUAUUGAAUGUCAUGCAACCACCGAUCAUGAGUAAAAUCUGUAUUCCCCAACUGGUUUGCAAGUGGUUGCUGGAUGUUGCUGGGUAAAGUCUCAAAGAGGCUGCUGCACCAAAAACCUUGCAAUUGCCUUGGCUGUUAGCAGGGUGUCAAGUUUGGCUGUAAUUUGUGUGAAAGAUGCCUUCUUGCCUAGAAACACUCAUUAACAACUAGCGAAGUGCUAAAUAAACUUUAGAAAAUGCAAGGCAAAUGGAAAACCCAGAACCUUCACCUUCAAAGUAAAAGUCAAAGGUGCAACUGUUGUGGUUAUUAUCGCACUUUUCACAAUGGCGCUACCACUCAGUGAGUAGCUGGCGCGUCUCUGACAAUAACUACAACCUGAACAGUCUGUUAGCAACCAAGGCAACAAACACAAAUACAUGUUCUUAAACAGGUCAAGGAUUUUUGCUGUCAACUGGUAAGUGCCAUCAGUCUCUAUGGCUGUGUGACUCGGGCCUUAUUCACUUGACCCUACAUUGUCGCACGAACAAAACAGCAGAUGUAACAUGAUUUGGAAAAUGUCACUAGCCAGUAGUUUGCAUUCUUUCAUGACCUGUGUGAUGCGCACAAUGCUUGUCUUCUACCCCAACCCCUGACACCUUUCUGCUGUUUUGUAGUCCAAACCUGACGUAGUCCUAUUCUUUGAGGGGGAAAAAGAAAGUUGCUUUGUUUUGUUUUUUUUUGUUUUGAUUGACUAAAUAAUUACAGAUUACCCAUCUUAGACUAGCUUUGAUGUAAAUUGCUUAACACUGUAUCAGUGUGAUAAUAGAAAAUGCAUGGUAUUAGAGAAAAAGAAAAGAUUAUAUAAAGCACUGACAUUGUCACUUUACUCCUAGAAAACAGUUAUUUGAAGUGCGUUCCCAGCAACCCCUGAGAAGGAGGCUGUUUGCUAAGAGUGAGUCAGCACUGAGGCGAGCGCCUCCAUCUCAGUAAUGAGCCGGUGACAGUCGGUGACCUUGCCCCUGUCGCCCGGAGCUCUGUGGUCCACCGUCAUGCGUUGAAACGCACAGUUAACAAAAACUCAUCUCAAGAUAAACUCCGUAGAGCAAUUCUUUAUGUGGAAUGCCAAUUUUGUCUGCUUGUCCUCUGAAAACGUCCGCUCUCAGCUCCCAGUUUGACACCCAGUUAUAGUAAUAAUACAUGUGUUAACUGUCCAGCAUACAUGACAAGUCGUGCAAUACCCAAUUACUGAGAAAACUCUUGAUGUACAGCAUGUACUCUCUGUUGUCUGGUUUCCAUGCAUCAGAUUCACUGUUUGAAAGCCUAUUUCAUCCCAAAUGUGUUACGAGAAUAUUUUGAAUUAAACACU
Molecule: messenger RNA, 5421 nt
Organism: Maylandia zebra (zebra mbuna)
Lineage: Eukaryota; Metazoa; Chordata; Actinopteri; Cichliformes; Cichlidae
Gene: sytl5
Product: synaptotagmin-like 5
Biological process (GO): exocytosis; intracellular protein transport
Cellular component (GO): plasma membrane; exocytic vesicle
Molecular function (GO): phospholipid binding; small GTPase binding; neurexin family protein binding
Source: RefSeq, a predicted model, not a curated record